ACCUCUUAGCUUAGAAAAUUCAUAAAAGAGGCAAAAAUCACCAAUUUUCGUGGUUUUUUGCGGUUUUUUGCAAAUAUAUCGCGACCUUUAGGGCUAGAUGAAAUAUUUUUAGCUGAAAAUGCUCCUCGUGAAAUUUCUUACAACGUAGAUACUCAGAAGGUAGCCUAGGUCUACCUCUUAGUCUAGAAAAUUCAUAAAAGGAGGCGAAAAUCAUCAAUUUUCGUGUUUUUUUUGCGUUUUUUUGAAAAUAUAUAUAUAAAUUAUUGUUGAAAAUGUACUUCACAUUUUAUUUUGGUGAUGUAGUAUUCAAUAUUUUAAUCGUCUGCGUUUCUAUUUCAAUAUGUGUCUGUGUGUUGUUAUGGGAGUUCUGGUUUUUUUGCACAACCACUUUUCCAAAAUAGUAUAUUUAGAAAACUAUAAUCAAGUACUACUAAAAGUAUCAAAACUUUAGAUUCCUGAUAACAGAAUCUAAAAUUCCCGAAUUAUUCUGUAAAAAGUAACGGUAAAUCGUCAGGCUGAAACUGAAAGUACCAUUCUAUAUAAAGCUGACAGUUUUAAAAGAUGUUUUUGUGUUAUAAGAUACAGAAUACACCUACACAAGGCCAAGAAACAGACAAUACAACCCAUUGUUCUAAUAUGGCGUCUGUAAAUACAGUGAAUGCAUACUUACCGUUGUAAAAUGGUAUUAUCUUUGCCAUUUAGAAGUGUUGGCUCUCUUGUAACGAGGUCAUUAGAGUAUAGUUAUCUACCGUGACUCUCAUCUAUGCUCUCAUUUAGAUCAGGUAUAAACCUUCAAUUUAUCCGUUUUAGUUCACCAUAAUACCGUUAGGUACCACCACUUUAUCAGCGCUCUCUUUUGAAUCCGUUAGCCUACUUCUACACUAUACAAUGGUUGUAUGUUUCUCUGAAUGCAACCUUUUUGUUUGUUUGAAAAUAACUUAACCUAUUUUGUAUUUUGCUAAUAAACAAAUGUAAUGUUCGCAAUAAUAAAGAAAAUACUUUGUAAUACAAAACUAGAUCAUUUUGUUUUACAACACAAGGUUGUGCUUCGUAACUUGUAUACAGUCUAUGAGAAGGAAUUCAGUGAUGUGACACCCUUCUGUAGUUUAAACAUUUCACUUCCUUAUAACAUUAUAUUAGAGCCUUUAGAUUUAUACAAUUAUCCCAAUUGUGAUAAAGUUAUUAUUAGAAUAGAGAGCAAUAAGCAGUUCCAACCUCUCAUCAAACAUAAACGUGUUGCCCAUGGACUUAAUCUUUUUGCUAAUGAUGAAACGUCACAUGCGAUAUGUAGAAUAGCGGCCCCCAUUAAAGCAAGUAUAAAUGCUACUUCCGAGAAUGGGAAUAUCACACUCAAAAACUUCAACGGAAAGACAAUUGGUAUUAAGACUGGCAACGGAAACAUAAAUGUCUCUAAAUUGUAUUGUGAACAUAUAUCAUUGACUAGUUUAGCUGGGAAUAUAACUUGCAAAACAGUUUUACAAGCAGCGGACAUUCAUUUGCACACAGGCAAGAAUGGUGAUAUUUCAACCGAAAAAUUGCUGGGCAUUAAUUUAUCGGUUAUAACAGCUAGUGGCAAUAUUAAUACAAUGUCAUCAUAUUGCAACAAUUCACAUUUCACAACUGAAAGUGGAUAUUUGAACCUACAUAAUGUGCAUAAAAAUUGUCACAUCGUUUGCACCGAGACUGCAAAAGUAAACCUAGUUAGUUUCGAUGGUAACCUGCAAGCUUGUAUGGAAAGGGGCGAAGCAAACAUACAAAUUGCCAGAAUAGAAGGUGAUUCGAAAAUUACAAUGACUAAGGAAGGUGCCUUAAAAUUAAAACUUUCUAAUGAGUGUCUAGAAAGUUCAACUUUUAAAAUACUUGCAAAAGAUCUGGAAAUAAACAAGGACAUUUCAGUUCUACUAAGUGAAGAUGAUAAUUAUAAAAUAAUUAGAAAUGACACAUCUAUUUCUAAUACAUUAAUACACUGCCCUUAUGGUGGUGUUGUAGUUGAAAGUUUGUCAUGGAAAGAGAUGUUUAAUUUAGGUUAGUCUUAAUUUGUUGAUUAAAUGUUACUUAUUA
This is a messenger RNA of Photinus pyralis (common eastern firefly), 2061 nucleotides long. RefSeq lists its product as uncharacterized. NCBI's taxonomy places the organism in Eukaryota, Metazoa, Arthropoda, Insecta, Coleoptera, Lampyridae. The coding region runs from base 975 to 2030 and encodes 351 amino acids. The record is from RefSeq and is a predicted model, not a curated record. The transcript has 5 exons.